AUCAUACAAAAGCAGGAUAGCACUUCCAAGAAAAACCUAUAGAUUAAAAGAGGAUUUCAAGAAAGGAAGAAAGACGUUUGUUGGGGAAGAAAAUGGAAACGAAGCCAAGUGAGAUCAGUAGCUCAAAGAUGUUUGGAGGGUACAACAAGAGAUACAAACAUUUCAGCCCAACACUUGGAUGCUCCAUGACUUUCCACAUCUAUUUCCCUCCUUCCACUUCCUCUUCUCACAAAUUCCCCGUCCUUUAUUGGCUCUCAGGCCUUACCUGCACUGAUGAGAACUUUGUAAUUAAGUCGGGAGCUCAACGUGCUGCCUCAACUGAGGGUGUUGCAUUAAUUGCCCCUGAUACAUCUCCAAGAGGCCUGAAUGUGGAAGGAGAGGCAGACAGCUGGGAUUUCGGUGUAGGUGCUGGAUUUUAUCUUAAUGCUACUCAGGAGAAGUGGAAAAACUGGCGUAUGUAUGACUAUGUUGUUAAGGAAUUGCCUAAACUUCUCAGUGACAAUUUUCCGCAGCUUGAUACAUCAAGGGCAUCUAUAUUUGGUCAUUCAAUGGGCGGCCAUGGUGCUUUAACAAUAUAUUUGAAGAACCUUGAUAAGUACAAGUCAGUUUCUGCCUUUGCACCAAUUGCCAAUCCUAUAAACUGUCCCUGGGGCCAGAAAGCUUUCACAAAUUAUCUUGGUGGCAAUAAAGCUGAUUGGGAGGAAUAUGAUGCUACUUCCCUGAUCUCAAAGUUCCAUGAUGUAUCUGCUACAAUUUUAAUUGAUCAGGGAGAUGAGGAUAAAUUCUUGCAUGAUCAGCUGCUGCCUCAGAAGUUUGAAGAGGCAUGCAGAAGUGCUAACGUUCCACUUCUGUUGCGAAUGCAACCUGGUUAUGAUCACUCCUUCUAUUUCAUUGCCACUUUCAUCGAUGAUCAUAUCAGCCACCAUGCUCAGGCUCUCAAACUGUAAUCCAUUCGGGUAAUCUAUACAUAGUGUGAUUAGAGGUUGGGCUAAUGUGGCUUCAAUGUGAUGGUGAUCCUUAAACAAACAAAAUGCUUGCUUCCCUCACCAAAAAUGGGGGUAAAGAUGUUGAGACGUGUGUGUGUGUGUGUAUAUUUUCCUUCUUCUUUUGAAAUUGAGAGCACUUUGUUCCUUAUGAUGACUUGAUGCCCCUGCACCGGGGACCUUGGUGUUGCUUUAGUGUGCAAGCUCGAUGGUGGUAUUAUUAUUAAUAUUAUUAUAAUUACAUUUGAGUUUUGCUUAUAA
Molecule: messenger RNA, 1244 nt
Organism: Hevea brasiliensis (rubber tree)
Lineage: Eukaryota; Viridiplantae; Streptophyta; Magnoliopsida; Malpighiales; Euphorbiaceae
Product: S-formylglutathione hydrolase
Exons: 7
Coding region: 93-947 (284 amino acids)
Biological process (GO): formaldehyde catabolic process
Cellular component (GO): cytosol
Molecular function (GO): S-formylglutathione hydrolase activity
Source: RefSeq, a predicted model, not a curated record